GCAAACGUCAAACAUUUAUUCGUGUACUCAGCUGUUCUUGUUUUGACUGGCAUUUUCAUUCGACGGUGCCUAUUUUGUUAUGAAAAUACUGUAAAUACUACAUAUGUGAAGCCUCCAGCGUUCUAUUGAAACGUUGAAAAAUGUUGAUCAAUGCAUCAACGUCACGAUAGAGGAGAAUACCAAUAUACCGAAAUUUCGCAUUGCCAGUAACACAAACAUAACUCCAAUAAGCAGGUACUUUGGUCAAGCACAUAUAUCUACGAGCAUACAAAAAAACGAACAUUGCAUUAAGAAUUCGUACACAUCUUCGAUGGAAACACAUCAAACAGCCGGCAUUUACAAGCAGCUCGAGUCGCCGUAUUGAAACCGGUCCUUCGCGAUAGAUUACCCGCAGUGUUGUAGUGGAGAGAAUUCUGCGUGAGAACGGACCAAGCUAGAGAGGGCAUUACACCAUCACUAUUAUAAUCAUCAUCAUUGAAUAUAUCAUCAUCGCAGUAUUAUAGCUGUACUGAGAAAAAGACGCUUGCCGGAAAAUCGAACCAUCACAACGAACCGAAGGAAUCGGCUAGUUUGUUGUUUGCUGUCGAAGCGCUCGCUCAGAAAAUGUACUUUUUCCGACGACGAGUGUUGAAGAGGUGAAUACUUUGUUCUUACUUGUUGAAUAAUAAGCUACUGCAUGUUAAUCGCGUCGUUAGUCGAUUGUUGCCCAUACGGACAAGUGUUAUCGUUCAACGUAGCUGCAGUGUGAAAUGCUAGCUAUUUUGUGACUCAUUAACGGACUGAUCAAUUGCAACUUUUAAUCAAUGUAGUGCUGUGAACAUUUAUAUACCAGUGAGUCAUAAUUAUUAUAUAACGGACAUUAAUCAUACGUAUGCAAUAACUGAUAGUACGUUAAAAUAGGCUUUUGCUUUAAUUUUCCUUGCUUGAUUGAAUUAUUUUGCAAACUGUUCUCGAUAGACUAGUGAAUCUCGUAAUACUUACCUAUACAAAGGAAUAAGUUACUGUAGUUAGAAUAGUAGAAUCUAAUCAAGGAAGUAAUCUAGAUCCAUCGCAAAACAAUCAACCAUCGUUUUUUCCGAAAUAGAUCAAGUGCAUUGUGUUGUAAAAAUACCAAGCGCAACCAACAGAGAAAAGCUAACUUGUUAUCGAAUUGGUCGCGUGAAAGUGCAUAUGAUCGGCGGUUAAACGAUAACAGUAAAUAACAUUGCAAAAUAAAGACAACAGUUAGUGACGUACCGGAGAGAGAAACGUAGCAAGCUCGAAACAACACUCCGCUACCAUCGUAGCACGUUCGCCAGGUCGUUCGGUAGCAAGUGUGCUCUCACGCGAUGGCACGGAUUGACAUCGAUACUAUUAUAAAUGCUGUGUUUCGGACGAUCGUUCUCCCUGGGAUAAUUGUGGCGUUAUGGCUCAUCGAUCUAAUAUGCCUCGCGACAUGUAAAAUAUGCAUCCUUGUGUUUGUGAUUAUUUUCAUAGUGCUACCGUUGAUCUUCAAAUAUUCCUUCGAGCUUCAGAAAGGAAUUUUAUUUCUCACCUUCAUCACCUAUCCGCCGAAUUUGGACCUAAAGCGACCGGAGAAGAGUGGGCUGUAUGCGACGAGAAAUUUUUACAUCAAUUAUCGCGAUCAGGAGGAAGACCUCGAUGUGGACCUUGCAGUGUGGCAUGUGCUCCCCAACGAUCUGGUGCGGCGUUUCGGCAAAGAGCUACAGAUUGACGAGCUUACUCUAUCCAACAUGACGGCCCCGGAAGUGGUAAGAGCCAGCAUUGAUCCCCUUUCCAAUAAGGACACUUCCAAAUACCGAGAGAUUGAAAAUAUCCUCCGCCGAGACAAUCUGGAUCUGACGGAUGAAACUACACAAAAGGCCCUGUUCGAGCAAGCACUAAAGGCAACCACCAACGAUAUAGUGCUGUACUUGCACGGAAACACUGCUUCCCGGGGUGCCUCACAUCGGGUCGAUUUGUACAAACUGCUACGAAGCCUUAACUACCAUGUGAUAACGCUGGACUACCGCGGGUACGGUGAUUCGGCAAAUAUUUCCCCAACCGAGCGAGGCGUCGUGUACGAUGCGCUCGCCGUUUAUCAGUAUAUUACUAGCAUUAGUACCAACCCGGUGUAUCUGUGGGGUCAUUCACUGGGUACGGGUGUGGCGACACAUUUGCUCUCGCUGCUGACUGAUAUGAGCUUGCCUGGGCCGAGGGCACUAGUCCUGGAGAGCCCAUUUAACAACAUCCGGGAGGAAAUUUAUUCUCAUCCAUUUUCCAAGCUCUAUCGUCAUCUUCCAUGGUUUGACUUUAUGAUCUCCAGUCCGAUGUAUGCUAACCAGCUGAGGUUCGAGUCGGAUCAGCACAUUUCCGAGUUCAGACAACCGGUGCUGAUAUUGCAUGCCGAGGAUGAUCACGUGGUUCCAUUCAAAUUAGGUUAUAAGCUCUACCGUGUCGCACUUGACACACGUGGGAAAUCGUGGGGUCCAAUCGAAUUUCAUCGGUUUGAGAAGAGCAGCCAUUAUGGGCAUCGGUAUAUCUGCCGCGCACCGAAUCUGCCGGAUAUUGUGAUUAAAUUUUUCCGUACCUAUCGAGAUGAAGUUUACUAACUGGUUCGAGAAGGUGAGUGCCAAAAUAGAAUCAGUUGACAUUCGUGAUGCUAUCGAACCAAUAACAGUAGUAGUGAUACUAUCUAUCAAUAAGACUAGGAAUUGAUUUCUCCAGAACUCAUUGAUAAUAAUAUUGAUAGUUGGGAAUAUUUAUGACUGCAUGUUUAUCCUCUACGGAAAAUCCAUGAUAGAAAUAAUCCUUCGGAGUGUAGUUUACAAAUACGAAUAUGGUCUAAAAUAGUAUGUUACCGUUACCAAAUUUUCGACUCUUACUUCGUAGAAUAGUACCGUUUUAGAGAGAUUUUUGGGCGGCCUUUUCGUUGGUUCCGUUUUUCUAGGAAACCCGUUCGCUGAUGUAUUAAUAAAACGUAAAACUCGAUA
Messenger RNA from Topomyia yanbarensis, 2972 nucleotides. Its product is annotated as lysophosphatidylserine lipase ABHD12. The record is from RefSeq and is a predicted model, not a curated record. The coding region runs from base 1329 to 2591 and encodes 420 amino acids. Gene Ontology annotation, molecular function: monoacylglycerol lipase activity; phosphatidylcholine lysophospholipase A1 activity. The transcript has 7 exons. Gene Ontology annotation, biological process: phosphatidylserine catabolic process; monoacylglycerol catabolic process. NCBI's taxonomy places the organism in Eukaryota, Metazoa, Arthropoda, Insecta, Diptera, Culicidae. Gene Ontology annotation, cellular component: endoplasmic reticulum membrane.